This is a messenger RNA of Mobula hypostoma (lesser devil ray), 8249 nucleotides long. RefSeq names its product glycerol-3-phosphate acyltransferase 4 (gene gpat4). Gene Ontology annotation, molecular function: glycerol-3-phosphate O-acyltransferase activity. Gene Ontology annotation, cellular component: endoplasmic reticulum. Gene Ontology annotation, biological process: triglyceride biosynthetic process. NCBI's taxonomy places the organism in Eukaryota, Metazoa, Chordata, Chondrichthyes, Myliobatiformes, Myliobatidae. The coding region runs from base 172 to 1539 and encodes 455 amino acids. The transcript has 12 exons. The record is from RefSeq and is a predicted model, not a curated record.
GCUGCGGGGACGCGGGCCGGGGCACGGCGGAGGCUCGGGCUCGGGGAGCGGGGCCUGCGGGGCGGACAGACCGGAGUACUGGCGGCUCCUGCCCACGCGGUGAGGGAAGGCGCCGGGUUGAGGGGGCAGCUGUGGGAGACGGCCCGCUGGUUCUGAGCCCAUCCUGGAAGCAUGUGGUUCCUCAUGCCCUUCGACAGCCUGGUCUGUACCCUGCUGGGCAUCUCGCUGACCGUCUGGAUCACCCUCCUGCUGGUCUUCAUCAUCGUGCCUGCCAUCUUCGGCGUGUCCUUCGGCAUCCGCAAGCUCUACAUGAAAACCCUCCUCAAAGUUUUUGAGUGGGCAACACUGCGAAUAGAAAGAGGAGCCCGUGAAAGAAAGCACCUGAUCUAUAAGACUAACUCUAAUGGGAUUAUAGAGAAAGAACCCACAUCUCUGGAGGAGGAAAUAAAGCAGAUGAGACAGAGUGGCAACAACAGAGCCCUGGACAGUCGAGAAUUUGAAAUGUCUGAUAUCUUCUACUUCUGCAGGAAGGGUGUUGAGACUAUUGUGGAUGAUGAAGUAACAAAACGAUUUUCUGCUGAGGAAUUAGAAUCUUGGAAUUUGUUGACAAGAACAAAUAAUAAUUUUCAAUAUAUUAGCCUUCGUCUGACUAUCCUCUGGGGACUGGGUGUUUUUGUACGAUACUGCUUUCUACUUCCAUUGAGGGUUACCCUGGCUAUCACUGGCAUUAGCAUGUUAGUGAUUGGAACAACCAUUGUGGGAUAUUUACCAAAUGGAUGGUUGAAGGACUUUUUGAGCAAGCACGUACACUUGAUGUGCUACAGGAUCUGCGUGAGAGCGCUGACUGCUAUUAUACAUUAUCAUGACAGUGAAAACAGACCCAAAAAUGGAGGUAUAUGUGUUGCAAAUCAUACUUCUCCAAUUGAUGUCAUCAUUCUGGCUAGUGAUGGCUUCUACGCUAUGGUUGGGCAGAUUCACGGUGGGCUGAUGGGUGUCAUUCAGAGAGCCAUGGUCAAGGCUUGUCCUCAUAUCUGGUUUGAGAGAUCAGAAGUCAGAGAUCGCAAUCUAGUUGCAAGAAGACUGAGUGACCAUGUAAGAGACCAGGUUAAACUUCCAAUUUUGAUAUUCCCAGAAGGAACUUGUAUCAACAAUACCUCUGUUAUGAUGUUCAAGAAGGGCAGUUUUGAAAUUGGAGCUACUGUCUACCCUGUUGCUAUCAAGUAUGAUCCUCUGUUUGGAGAAGCCUUCUGGAAUAGCAGCAAGUAUGGAAUGGUGAACUACCUGCUGAGGAUGAUGACGAGCUGGGCAAUUGUAUGCAGUGUCUGGUAUCUGCCGCCAAUGACGCGUGAGGAAGGUGAAGAUGCAGUACAGUUUGCUAAUCGUGUGAAAGCUGCAAUUGCCAGGCAAGGCGGUCUUGUUGAUUUACUGUGGGAUGGUGGCCUCAAAAGAGAAAAAGUGAAGAACACGUACAAAGAGGAGCAGCAGAAACUCUACAGCAAGAUGAUAGUGGGGAGCCAUAAAGACCGAAGCCGUUCCUGAAAUCUCCACCGGAAGACCCAAUCCACUGCCAGUCUGGGGGUGUCAACUGACACAUCUUUGGCUGUGUUUCUGGCCCACAAUAAAUUAAAGGGCAAGAGUCUUUCCAAGUACUUUCUUUUCCAUCUUAUUGAAGAAUUUAAACCUUGGCAUCAUGCAGUGGAAAGAAAUCUGCUGAGAACUGGACUGUGUUUAUCAGGAAAUAGACAUGGAAAAUGUCCGUUAACAAUGCGUCUGUGACUGGGGUUCGGGUAAAGUAAUGAAAAUGCCAUAGAUGUACCAAGGAUGAAAGGGAUUGUCCAGCUGGUGUGGGUUAUGCCAAGCCUACUUUGACCAAUUGGAACAGUUAGCCAUAGCUUUGUGUUUUAGCUCACAGGGUUGUGGGAGCAUCUCUGUUGAGGAGGGCAGCUCAAAGAAUGAGAACAGGAAAGGAACAGAAGUACUAAACCUUUGAACAACUAAUGGAAGAGGUGUGUUGAAGAUACCUUCUGAUGCAUAUGUACUCAUUGUAGUUUCAUUCUGGUUUAAGAUCUGUACUUGCAUGCCAUUGUUUUUUUUCCUUUAAAAAUCGCAUAGACCUGUAUUUGUCAUUGUAAUCAGGAAAGAGAAAAUAAUUCCUCUUCCUCACGGUUGGUCUGGCUGCAAGCAGAUGUGAAGGAAACCUUUCUUGUACUUAGUUUACUUCACUCCAACAGAAGACUUGGGGGGAAACCUCCAAUAUACUAAGGGAGAUCUCCUGUGUACAUGGAUCAGUACUGUUCCUUGGUGCUUGUUUUCUUUUCUUGGAAACUUAUCCUGUUACUCUGUUUCAUCAUGUAAGGAUAUUAGCAUCUGACUGUAUUUUAGGAAUGUGCCCUUAAGCAAAAGUUUUCCAGUUUCUGCCUGACAGUGAUUUUUGACUGUCCCCUUUUCAAAAUUUGAAAACUGCCUUGGAAUCAACUCAUGACAUAAUUCACAAUGUUCGGUUUUAUUGGCAGGGCCCAUGUUUCUCUUCAAGGACUUCGUUGUCACAUUCUGUGAAUCAAAUCAAAUGACUAAGCAUUAGUGUGGUGGGACUUGGGAGGAAUUUGAGCUAAACCAUUCAGGUUUGGAUAAAAAUGUUUACAGAUAUUUAUGUCAGAUGUAUUAGAUGUGUGUGGGUUUGUGCUGUUAGAUUUCUACUUGGUUUCUCUCCCAAAAUACUGUGUUGAUAGCAUACUGCACAGUGGUGGAUAUGUUCAUUGGAAUUUUCUGCUGGUCUCUUCUCCCGGGAAUCUUGUGGACAUAUGGUUCUAAGGUGGCUUCUGCCCUUAACAGAUGCAGGACUUCUCUGCUAGUUUUGCUGCAGAAUCUUUUGAAACAAACAAGAAUCUCAGAGUGGAUGUGUCCUGUUGUGGGAGAGUCUAGUGCUUUAAUGUUCAAAAAUAAGCGAUUGCUCAUUUAACAGAGAUGAAAGUGACUUUUUCUUGUCCCUCUGGUUUCAUCCUCAAAUGAAACAGUCUUUGUAUAUUUUCAAGAGAUGGGUACGGAGACUCUUGAUAAGUGAGAGGGUGAAAGGUUACUAUGAAUAGGCAAUGUAGAGUUGAGGUUUCAGUUACGUUGGUUGUAACCGAAUGAAGUAGUGAAGCAGGCCUGUGGGGUGAGUUAUUGCUCUAUUACAUAUUUAAAUCCAUGCAUCAGUGGCGGGACUGCCAAGGACCCAGUGGUGAAUGUUUAACUCCAUUGUGUGUUUACUUCCCAUGUGGCUUUCGUUAAGUAAUGUUGAAAAUAGCCGAGUAAUGAUGAGCAGAUGGUGUGAAGAGCUAAUUAACAACAUACUCGGCGCUGUGUUUAACUGUGUCCCAAGAUGCCUGACUGAAGGACCGUAGGAGUACGCACACCAUUACUGUACCACCUCCAGGAUGAUGCUGCCAAUGUGAUACCAUAUGUUGAAGAGGAAGCUGGGUGACUUGCUGAAAAAUGAGACAAGCAUGUGGCUAAAUUUGACCUUGGAAUAUAAUUAAUGAGGGCAAUUUUUUCCAGAUCGCCCAAAUGUUGUCUUGGACUGAUCCCGCUUUGCUUCCUGGAUCCUUCCAAAAUACCUCAAUGUUUUGGAGUUUUAUCUCAAUUUUACCUUUCUCCUGCCCACCUCCACCAUUUUCUCUGUAAUAGCUGAUAACUCACUGAUCAAUAAAAUGGGAUCAUUGGUAAUGAGGUUUGUUUCUAAUCCAAGUUUCAUAAAUAAUAUGGUAAUGUGCUUGGAACUAGGAGGCUGUCAUCUUCAAGAGCAAGAAGAGUGAAUUACUAAAAAAAAGUUAGACAAAAUGUAGACAAUGUGUGAUGGGGAAAUCAGUGUUAGUGUGGAACUCAAAAGUUCAGACCUGUCAAGUAGCAUUACAAUUCUGGGCAGUGUUUUGGUAAUUCUGAUUUUAUUUCUAUAGAUAUUCAUUCAUUUAGUAAGUAGAUGAUAUUUUAAAUUAGAUUUCAACAGCCAAACUUAUUUCAGAUGUUAAAGCCAUGAAUCGUAUUGCGGCUACAGAUGAGGAGUACCCCAUUUGUCAUUUGCCCAGUUGUUAGUUUCUGAUCAUGUCAAGAUUUUUACCCUCUGCACCACUCCCCCCCCCCCCACCCCGUUCUGGAUUUUAUCAGUCCAUUUGUACUGAGUUAAGGAAUUGUAAGAACAGAGCUAGUUUAAGCAACUACCAAUGUGACACAGCAUCCACAGCUAAAAAGAUGUGAAUAUAAUGAAAAGUAACAUUAAUUGAUGAAACGGUGGUGGACUUCAGUGCAAUUGAAGUCCAGAAUCAUUUAGCUGGUGUCCUGAGGAGGCUGUGUAAGGUAAUGAAAGUCCACUGAUUUUUGUCUUUAACACCAUCUGGGGAAUAAAUACUGAGUGCAUGCAAAUGUGAAAACAAGUUCAUCAGUGACAUUUGUAAUAAAGGGAACUGGCUGAUUCUUAAACAUUAGAAUUAAGCUGAUGGGUGAAAGAGGCAUAAAGAAGAAAGUAUUGCUUUACAGACUCUUUCAAGGAUAAUUGUAAUGUGGGAUGAAAAAUAUUUUUUACUUUGAACUGCACCUUGCUUAAGAAACAUUCAGCGCAUUUAUGAUUUCUUUACCUGUUUCUAUCUAAAGGGAAGGUUCAAACAGAUAAAGGAAGAUAAUAAGCCCCUGAGGAGUGCACAUUUGGGUAACUUCUCAUUACUCAUGGAAUGACUCCAUGAUCUUUGUUUUAUACAGUAUUAAGUUUAGAAUGUAGAAACAUUUGCACCAUCAGUCUGGUUAAAUCCGCUAUUUAAUCCAAACAAUCAACAGAUAUUGUAAGUAUUGUUAGAAAGAAAAGGAAAGUUUUAUAUGUACGACUGUUGUAUACUCCUGCUGCCCUUUAUGUGGCUGUAUUUACCGGAAUACAGACUUGUAUAUAGCUAAGGUGCCUAAGACUUUUUCACAGUACUGUAUUUGUCAAGUGGAGCGGAGAGCAAAUUUGUAAAUGUGGUGGGGACAAAGGAUGUUGGGAAUGGCAAGGGUGGAACACCAUGAAAGGAGUGUGGGACAGGAGGCAGAGAAGGAGUGCCGGGGUGGGGGAUGGCAUGGAUGCAAUCACACCCUGCCCCGAAACACCAGACAAGGAAAUUUGAUUCCAAACCGUUGGUUUAUUGAUCAUUACAGAAUGCUUCUCUGAUGCUUCCCGCUCCGCCCCAGCUCCCUUCCCCUUUUCUCAACAAUGAUUCCACUAUCCCUGCCCCCUUCCCAUUCUCAGUCCACAACAGAGACCCAUAUCAGAAUCAGGCUUAUCUUCACUCACAUAUUGCAUGAAAUUUGUUUUUUUUUACUGUGGCAGCAGUACAGUCAAUACAUAACAUUAUGACUACUGUGCAAAAGUCUUAGGCACCCUAGCUAAGUAAAUGUGCCAAAGGCUUUCACAGUACUUUAUCACAAAGAAGUCAUCCACCCCAGUCCAGGUGUUUGAGCAGAACUUAAUUUCCUGUUAGCUCAAGGGUUCGUAACCUUCUCUUGCAGCAGCUGAAAGUCCUGAAGGAAAAGCAAAAUUUUGAAGAUUCUCAACAAGUCAAACAAAAUCUAUGGAGAAAAUUAAUGUGUAAUCAAAACAGAUGAAAGGUUGCUGACUUUAAAUAUUAAUUACUUACUCUCUCCAGAUGCUGCCUGACCCACUGAGUAUCUCUCCAAUUAUUUCAGGUUUGGCCUAUGCUUAAUACAAAUUAUGCUAUCUACUUGUCUGAAACAAGGCCUAAUGCCUGAUUUGUGCCUUCAGUUAAUGAAUUCAUUAGCUUAUGUAGUACCUGAAGUAAUCUGCCUCUUUCUCUGCUUUAGAUUCUUAUUUUCCAAGUAAAGUGCCUUGCUUUACUUUUCAAAGUACAUAUUCCCAUCCAUGACCUGAGUCUAAUUUACUAUAGUACUCAAAAGUAUUAACUAUCCUCAUUUAGUUUUAAUUUACUAUAGUACUCAAAAGUAUUAACAAUCCUCAUUUAGUUUUAAGUGUAAAAUUAGAAAUCAUUUAGUUUCUAAGUUUAAAUUCUGAAGCCCACUUUUUAUCAGAAAUAGAAGCAGAAAUACACCAUUUGGCUUCUCAAACCUCCUAACACCAUUUACUAUCAGCCUAUUUUAACCUCACUUUCCUGCAAAACCCCAUAUUUUGUAGUCCUUCAAUAUCUAAACAUUACUUUAUAUCAUCACCCUUUUGCCAUGUUUUGUCAGUGAAUGUUCAGUGCUACAAAAAGCUGCAAAUGUGAAGUGUGAACAGAAAAUAUGAAUCCACAUUGUUUGUAGAGGGAGGGACAAUGUUUCUGGUAAAUGAUUUCAGUUUUCUGAAAUGGUCAUUGCCUGUGAUUUUAACUCUGUUUCUUUCCACAUGGUUGCUCCCUGAGCAGAGAAAUAUUUACAGCAAUUUCUAUUUUUAGUUUAAAUUGUAAAACUGAAAGCAAAGUGCAAUGAAAGCAAACAGAAAUUUCAGAGAAAGGGAAUACAGAAUUAAUGAAUCUGUGAAAACAGGUUGACACAGUGGCACAGCUGGUAGUUUCGAACUUAAACAUUGACAAUUCAUUUCCUCCUACAGAUGCUGCUGAAUCCACUGAGUUCCUCCAGCAGAAUGUUUAUGGCACAAUUUGUGGAGCUGCUGACUCUCAGCUCCAGAGGUCUGGGUUCAAUCCUUAUCUCAGCUGCUGUCUGUGUGGAGUUUGCCUGUUCUCUUUGUAACUGCAUUGUUUUCCCUAAUGUUCUAAAAGACCCAUAGGCCAGUGGGUUAAUUGGCUGCUGUACAUUGCAUUGAAUGUACAGGUGAGUGGUAGAAUCUGGGAGGCAGGGGUUUGAUGUAAACAUAGGAAAAACAGAAGUGGAAUUGGUGUAAUUGGAUGCUUGAUGGUCAGCACGGACCUAGUGGCCAAAGAGCCUGUUCCCAUCCAGAGUCUUGAUGCAGGGUGCUGACAUUGCUUCCACAGAUGCUGCCUAACAUGCUGAUUUUCUCUUUUGCUCUAAAUUCCAACAUCUGCAGUGUCUUGUGUCUCCAAUAUGACUCUGUUACAAGUGCUGGAAAAUUGCUGAAGGUCUGACCAUACCUCUGUAGAAGGAAAUUAGAUCAAUACUUGUGAGGCAUGAGCAUUCUACAUACAAGAUGAAAUGGGCUUUAGUCUGCCUUAUUCCUAGAAGAAUGAUAAGGAAUUUGAUUGAAACAUAUAAAGACUCUGAAGGUCUUGGCAGGGGUUACUGCUAACUGGUGGGCAAUAAACUUUGGGCUGUAAUUCAGCCUUGAUUUUGAAAUGCUAUAUUCCUUGAUUGGCCAAUACCAGUCCUAAUGCACUGAAAACAAAAAGUGAAUUUCAUUGUCGAUGUCUUCCUUUGUUGAGAGACAGCAUCCAAGAUAAGAGAGGUGAUUCAUAUUUUCCAGGGUGUUGUUAUGGGCCUUGGUUAUUGGAGGGUGCUCUACACUGGGGACAAGUUGAUGGUUGGGGGGCGGGGGGCUUUGUAAUGUACUGUGCAAGGUCCAUUCUCAUAUUCAGUGUCUAACAGGUCAGUGAAGACUUGGAGCUCCAAUAUACACACAUAUAUGUAUCACCUGCAGAUUGUAGCUCUAGGGGUGAAGUUAGGGCCAAAUAGGUUCUGGAUUGCAGGGGUAGGGGUUGAUGUGGUUUGAACAAGUUCCUAAUUUAUCUUGUACUACAGAAUCUUUCAAAGAACCACAAAUAUUACAUCUUGACUCCAUCUCUUAACUGCAUGAAGGAAAUCAAGCUGAUGUCUUUGUAGUGAGUGGUAACCAGUUGUGAAGAAAACUAAGUACAUUAAAAUUCUACAGCUUUCAUGAAAAUUGAAAUUUCAAAAUAAACAUUUUAUAAUAUUUUGACUCUUCAACUUGUGUAUUGGAAGCUUGUGUAGUACCAUCCCAGUGCUGAAAACAUCUCCAGCCAUAUACAUUACCAGCAGGUGAAAGCCAACGUGAAUCCUGUACCCAGAACCUGGCUCAGAAGUUGCAUGUCAGAAUUGAAAGUCAAUGGGAAGGAACAGGAAAGAAUGAAGAAUUUUAAUAAAGAAACAGCAGAAUUGCUGCAAAGUUUUACCAAGUCCAGUUUAAUGUAAUUUAAGAGCUGGGUUCAGCUCAGGUCUCUAGACAAGAAAACUAAUCCAUUUAGUUCCCCAACUGUGGUGUCUGGCAUCUUCUGUUUAGAUUGCCAUAUUUUUCAGUGUGUGAAUUAGUUUGCUUUCUGAAAUAAAGGCCUUUUAAUAGCUUCAAAUUGCAUUUUCUCCUU